Messenger RNA from Tribolium madens (black flour beetle), 1205 nucleotides. RefSeq names its product cysteine and histidine-rich domain-containing protein. The coding region runs from base 113 to 1126 and encodes 337 amino acids. NCBI's taxonomy places the organism in Eukaryota, Metazoa, Arthropoda, Insecta, Coleoptera, Tenebrionidae. The transcript is spliced from 5 exons. The record is from RefSeq and is a predicted model, not a curated record.
UUAACAACAUUGCAAAUGAAUGAAAAUUCUGGAAAGUCUUACAAAAUAAAAAAACGAACAAUUACCUCGAUUGUAGUUUCAUCUAUUCAAGUAUCACAAUUCUUGCUACAAGAUGGAAAACGGUGACAUCAUGUUACAGUGUUACAACAAAGGUUGCGGUCAGAAAUUCGACCCAAGUCACAAUAGAGAAGAUUCUUGUUGUCAUCACCCUGGGGAACCUGUUUUCCACGACGCUUACAAGGGCUGGUCCUGCUGUAAUAAAAAAUGUACAGAUUUUACAGAAUUUUUAAAUAUAAAAGGGUGCACGAAAUCAAAACACUCAAACGUGAAGCCCCCCGAACCCGAGAAGCCCGUCAAGCAGGAAAUAGACAUAAACGAAGUAAUCGAAGUCAAACCCAUCGUGCCAACUGCUAAGGAACGACCCCCAUUUGAUACUCCAAUGACUAUUAUGGAACCUGAAAUUGCACCUUCUUUGAAACAGCAAGUUUUAAACAGUACAAAUACAAACACAUCUGAGAAAAAAUCCAACGAAAUUGCAGUUGGUACUACUUGUAAAAAUGGGGGUUGUGGUCAGACGUAUCAAGGCCCGGAAACAAACGCCACCACUUGUACUUUCCACCCUGGCGUCCCCAUUUUCCACGAGGGGAUGAAGUUCUGGUCCUGUUGCCAGAAACGCACCACUGAUUUUAACGCUUUUUUGAACCAAGUAGGCUGCCAAACCGGCCAACAUUUGUGGCUCAAGGAGAAUACGGACAACACAACCGUCCAAUGUCGCUGGGACUACCAUCAAACUGCCACUCACGUCGUCGUCUCGAUUUACGCGAAACAAUAUUGUGUUAAAAAGAGCGAAAUUAAAUUAAAUCCGAUUAGACUUUACGCGAAUUUGGUGUUUCCUCAACAAAACAAUGCCGUUUUCAAUUUGGAUAUCGAACUCCGAGGGAUUGUUGAUGUGGAAGCCAGUCAGGUUUCUAUGUAUGGGACGAAAGUCGAAAUUAAGUUGAAAAAAGCAGAACCUGGAAGUUGGUCCAAAUUGGAUAUACCUAGGAUAAGUGGGGAGAAACCUAAGCCUGUCACAGUCGCCGAGAUUACCCCACAGAUUGAUGCAGUCGAUCUUGAUGAUUUGUAAUUUUUGUAAUCAACUAUUUAAGAUUUUCUAUGAAUAUGUAUUUUUUCGCAAUAUUGACGAAAAUAUACGAUUUCGAAAA